Messenger RNA from Quercus robur (English oak), 1361 nucleotides. RefSeq lists its product as uncharacterized. The record is from RefSeq and is a predicted model, not a curated record. Bases 295 to 1110 code for a protein of 271 amino acids. The transcript is spliced from 2 exons. Lineage: Eukaryota; Viridiplantae; Streptophyta; Magnoliopsida; Fagales; Fagaceae.
UCCUUACUCUAUCUGGAUGUAGGGUUCAACUACCAAAAUCACGUCAUUUACCCGGGCUCUCCCUUGCUUUAUGGACACAGAUUUUUCCAUGCUCAACGUCCUGAACCAGAGCCCGCCAACCUGCUGUUACCCGAGUCAUUCUCAGGAUUAAGCUCUUUAAAAUCUCUUGACCUAAGUGAUUGCAAUUUGUCAGAUGGAGCACUCCCUGAUCUUAGUAGCUUAUCCUCACUGCGGUCUCUGAAUCUGAGCAAAAACAAUUUUACACGCUUGCCUGAUGCCAUUUCAAAACUUUCUAUGCUUAAACUUCUUUUCUCGGAUAAUUGUAGCAAGCUUCAAUCAUUGUCAUGUCUUUCAUUAAGUACGAAGUAUGUAAUGGCACGAGGAUGUACUUCAUUGGAAAAUUAUUCAAAUAACUCUGUUGUCUGGACUUCGGCUGAAGCAGGAUUGGCUUUUAUUAAUUGCCUUAGCUUUCUUGAGGAUGAAGAAGGAAAAAUCACCGAGGGUUUUUUGCUGGACAGCUUGCUCGAGAAUGGAGGCAAAAUAAUUGAGAAUUCUUUGCCAGAUAUACACUUCCAGCCAUUGUGGCAAAGUUACAUGGAGGAUCAUAUUCGUGAAAGUGAAGAAUUUUAUAGCGUGUUAAAUCAGAUUGAAAUUCCAACGUGGUUCGACCAUCAGAAUCGUGGGUCAGAUGUUUCAAUCCCGCUACAUCAGUAUGAUACUAAUUGGACAGGAAUUGCUCUAUCUGUUGAUAUUAAAGUCCAAAAAAAUUUGAGCGAGGUUUCUCCUGGUGAUCCUACAGAUUUUCAUGAAUUUCGUUUGGAAAUGCACGGUGGUCCUGAAGAUUUUCCACGAAACUAUGAGUUCCCUAGAGACAAAAUUCAUGUUGGCUCAUUUCAGUCAUUUGGAAUUUGGCUAUAUAUUUCGCAUGCGAAGUUAGGAGUACUAUUACAUGGAUGUGAUGACAUUAGGCCAUUCAUUAAAACCUACAGCCCAGAUAUUGAGAUUAAAGGGUGUGGUGCACGUAUACUCCAUGAGCCAGAUUUGGUACAAUUUGUACAAAUCUUAAGCCAACAAAUUUUUCGGAACGGAAGAUUUUUGGCGGGCUCAUGAGGCACCCCUCUCACAACAAGAAUGAGCUGCCCCAGCCUCUCUCUGAUGACCUCAGUAGACAUCGUGAAGUUUUCAUGAAAUAUCAUAUGGGCAAGCCCAAAACCGUGAUGACGAGGCGGAAUCCGGUCCAAUCCAAUGCUAUUGUAGGUGCCUACAAUUCAUCUCUAAACACCAUAUUUUUGUCACUUUUUUCUGUCAUGAUAGCUUAGUGAGUGUAUAUAUAUUAUCAAUAUACAACUUUUUGGUGUCUA